Messenger RNA from Linum tenue, 2782 nucleotides. NCBI's taxonomy places the organism in Eukaryota, Viridiplantae, Streptophyta, Magnoliopsida, Malpighiales, Linaceae. The record is from the annotation of a GenBank genome assembly.
GAGAGAGAAAGAGAGGGAGAGAGCUAGAAGCCCGUAAGACACAGAAGAGGAGAGAGAGACAGAGAGAGGAGAGAUCGACAAACAACGCGGACGAUGCGAUUGGGGGAAUCGCCGAGGCGACCAACGGCGACGGCUGUCUGAUUGCGGCGGUGGGUGGCCGAAUAACAACCGACGCUGAACAAAGGGCGCGGCGGCGCGGUUUGCUUGCUUGCCUGUGUAGUUGCCCGCCCAAUGAAGAGGAAGCAAGGGGAUCGUCGGCAACAUAUAGGCGUGUCGAUUAGAUGAAUGGGCGGCCUGCGACUGCAGAUGAGUUGGCAGCAGAGUUUGUUGAGUCAGGAACGGAAGAAUGGACCGCCAUUAGGGCUGAGGAACCUCGGGAACACUUGCUACCUCAACAGUGUCCUCCAGUGCCUCACUUAUACUCCACCUCUCGCCAAUUUCUGCCUCCGGUUACAGCACUCCUCUCACUGUGAUUCAGGUUCCAACGGGUUGCUUAAGCGGGAAUGCCCCUUUUGUAUACUUGAGAAAAGGAUAGCCCAGUCUCUAAGCUCGGGCGUCAACCUUGAUGCCCCGCUCAAGAUACUGAGCUGCCUCCGGAUUUACGCGGAGCAUUUUCGACGUGGUCGACAGGAGGAUGCCCACGAAUUCUUGCGAUAUGUCAUCGAUGCAUGCCACAACACUUGUUUGCGUCUUAAGAAACUGACGCGAAAGGGCAUCGACCCUGCUGGCGGCAGUACUGUUGUCAAGGAUAUAUUCGGGGGUGCCCUGCAGAGCCAAGUGAAGUGCUUGUCUUGUCAUUCUGAAUCGAAUAAGGUUGAUGAGAUUAUGGACAUUAGUCUCGACAUUUUGCACAGUGGUUCGCUUUUAGAGGCCAUGCAAAAGUUUUUCCAGUCAGAGAUUCUGGAUGGCAACAACAAGUACAGAUGUGAGAGUUGUAAGAAAUUGGUGGCGGCAAGGAAGCAAAUGUCAAUAAGUCAAGCACCAAAUGUCCUUGUUAUCCAACUCAAGGUAUGUGUUUAUGUUUUGGUCUUGAUUUCACCAGUAACUCUGGUGAUGCUUUGCUAUUAUUUUUGGAGGAGAGAGACUCAUAGUUUGAUGGUGGGUUUCCAGAGAUUUGAGGGCAUAUUUGGCGGGAAGAUCGAUAGGACAAUAGCAUUUGAAGAAGUUUUGGUACUUUCUAGCUUCAUGUGCAAAUCAAGCCAGGAUCCCCAUCCAGAAUAUAGCCUCUUUGGUACAAUAGUGCAUUCAGGAUUCUCUCCCGAGUCUGGACACUACUAUGCUUAUAUCAAGGAUGCGAUGGGCCGGUGGUAUUGCUGCAAUGACUCUUUUGUCACUUCGUCAAACUUAGAGGAGGUCUUGUCAGAGAAAGUAUAUGUUCUUUUCUUCUCUCGAACUAAUCCAAAGCCAGUAUCUAUUAAAAAGCCUCCUUUUGCUCCUAAUGGUGUCCAUUCAUGUCACCAGAAUGGCAGUGAAACCUCUAAAGGUUUUAAGGCGACUCUUCCCCCUAAACCAGUGUAUUCAAAGCCUCCUCUUGUUUCUGGCAAGGAUGUUUCAGCUAGAUCUAAGGUUGACAAAGUCACUUCUGGUACACCAAUAAAGUUCAAUAUUACAGGCAGCUCUGUCUCUAAGAUGGUUCCUCAAAUUACUAAUGGGAGGGUUGAGGUUCAUGUUAAAGCAAAUGGGACAGCUAAUGGUACUUCAGAAGGCAAGCUUCAAUUGGGGAGACAUAGCAAAGAACCAAAGACAUCAGUGUUAGAGAAUGGUUCCGGACAUGUUGCAAAAGAUAAUGCUGCCAAUGGUGAGCCGUACCAUCCACAUACAAUUCCAAGUGCAAAUAAAAGCUCUGAAAAUGGUGCUGUGAGUUCUGUGAAGCCGCUUCCCUGCAAGAGCAAUGGCUCAAUACACAAGGAAACAGUGGAGUCAAGACCUGCUCACCAUGACACAGCAAAUGGUGCCUCAGCAGCCCAGGUUGUUUCCAGGUCCAAGAGAAAACUGAAUGAGUCAUGUAUUUUGUUUGCUCUAGAUGCUCAAUCAAGAGCCAAGGUUGAUGACCUGAAGGAACUACUGAAGCAAGAAGCAUCUGCAUUUUUACGAUCAUCUGAUUGGUCCAAUGAGGUAUACAGUCACAUGUCUUCAAAGAAGAGGUUAUGUGCACAAGAUGCAGGAACCACCUCUAGUUCACACGACUUGAAGGGCAUGUUGAUCACGGAUGCUAAGCGGAUGUUCAUUGCCAAGAUCCCUACAACACUGAGAGGGAAUCUAGUCAAACGACUCCAAUCAUUAAGCCAAGAGAAAUGAUGCUAAUUGUCCUGCUUCGACUGGUAUAGUAUCUCAAUGGGCGGAGGGAGAAUGAGGGAGGUGUGUUUGUAUACUCUGUAUCUGUUAAUGUAGCAGCAAAAUAGAGGAGGGUUUGGUCGAGAAGGUGGGAUUCUUUCAGCCAUCACAGCAAGUCUAAAGUCUUCUUCCCCAGUUCCUUGUGUCACGGUGAGGGAGUAGUUGUAUGGGAGAGGCUGUAAAUUUGGGAAUUUUGAAAUCGUUUUUGGCGGAAGGGGUGAGAGAGGGAAUCUUGUUGUAUAAACCGUACGUUUGGGAGGGGGCGGGGAAACGUUUUUGACGGGAAGUUAAUGAGAUGAAUCAUGAAUGUGUACACAAACAACAAACAUAACAAACGAACAGACACACAGAUUAUUAUUGUUAUACGCUUUCUAGAGAGCUCCAUGUGGUGGCCUUAGCCAAAGCAAAUGAAAGAUUGAUGAAUGGCAGCUCUGCUAUGUUGCUUGUC